Molecule: messenger RNA, 954 nt
Organism: Parascedosporium putredinis
Lineage: Eukaryota; Fungi; Ascomycota; Sordariomycetes; Microascales; Microascaceae
Source: the annotation of a GenBank genome assembly
AUGGCUGACUCCGGAGAUAACUAUCGACCACCCUGGUCGCUCGGGGAGACGUCGGUCAUUCUCUCCUCGCAGCCGCUCGCGGGUGAAAGCCGAGAAGAGUUUCGUCGCCAGCGCAGUCCCAUGACGGGAGUGAGCGCGCCUGGCGGAGGAUCCAACACUGGUUAUACCGGAGGCGCCCAGCACCAGAGGUCUUUUGAGGAUCGUCAAGCCGCAAAGGAACAGAGAAUGAGUAGUAUCAGGGAGACUUCGCAACAGGACCGCAGGGUCUAUGUCGGGAAUCUCUCGUACGACGUGAAGUGGCACCAUCUGAAAGAUUUUAUGAGACAAGCUGGAGAAGUUCUCUUCGCCGAGGUGUUGUUGCUUCCAAAUGGAAUGUCGAAGGCUCCACAGGUGGCCGCGGCGGCUUCGGUGGCGGCAUGCAAGGCGGUUAUCCUGGCCAUGGCGGCGGUGCCCCUGGAGGAGCUCCCUUACAACGUAGGCUGGCAAGAUCUGAAAGACUUGUUCCGCCAGGCCGCCCGCAGUGGCGCAGUAAUUCGCGCGGACGUCCAUAUUGGCCCCGACGGCCGGCCCAAGGGCUCCGGUAUCGUUGUCUACGAAAGCCCUGAUGAUGCCCGGAAUGCCAUCGCCCAGUUCAAUGGCUAUGACUGGCAGGGGCGCCUUCUGGAACUUCCUUGGUCGACGAGCAACGAUGAUCUCGUUGACCUAUUCUCCACCAUUGGUAAAGUAGAGCAGGCCGAGAUUCAAUAUGAGCCCAGCGGUCGCUCCCGAGGCACUGGUGUCGUCCGCUUCGAAACGGUGGAAACAGCGGAGACAUCUAUCACCAAGUUUCAAGGAUAUCAAUAUGGAAAUCGCCCUCUGGGUCUAAGUUUCGUUCGGUAUCUUCAUCCCGGUGGUGGCGAAGAUUCGAUGGAUACAGAUAACCACGGCGGGCUCACCCAGGAUCAAAUCAUGUAA